Messenger RNA from Camellia sinensis, 1107 nucleotides. The record is from RefSeq and is a predicted model, not a curated record. NCBI's taxonomy places the organism in Eukaryota, Viridiplantae, Streptophyta, Magnoliopsida, Ericales, Theaceae.
AUGGUCAUAGAAGAUAAUCAGCAUUUAACAUAUGGCCCCUACAAACUUGUACAGAUAAACAAUGCUGGUGUUAAUUUCAACUAUGGAUCAGACAAUCAACUCGAGUUUGCUGAACAGGUCAUAACCACCAACUAUUUUGGCACCAAAAAUAUAAUUAAAGCUAUGAUCCCGUUAAUGAGGCCUAAUGCUUCAGGUGCUCGUAUUGUUAAUGUUAGCUCACGGUUGGGAAGACUUAAUGGCAAGCGAAAUAGAAUUGGAGAUCUCACUUUAAGGCACCAAUUGGAAGAUGUGGACUCACUAUCUGAGGAACUGAUUGAUAAGACUGUGAAUACAUUUUUGGAGCAAGUAAAAGAUGGCAGUUGGACAUCUGGAAAGUGGCCUCAAACAUGUGCCGACUACUCAAUGUCAAAGCUUGCCGUUAAUGCUUACACCAGGCUAAUGGCGAAGAUGCUUUCAGAUCGACCAGAAGGGCAAAAGAUAUAUAUAAAUUGCUAUUGCCCGGGCUGGGUGAAGACUGCCAUGACUGGUUGGGCAGGGCAUACUUCACCAGAGGACGGGGCUGACACAGGAGUUUGGCUUGCCUUGCUUCCAGACCCUGACCAGUUAGUGACAGGAAAAUUUUUCAGUGAGAGACGUGAGAUAAGUUUUUAGGAAUGUUUUCCAGUUUCAGCUUCAGCUUCAGCUUCCUUUUUUUCAGUGAGAUCGGAUUCUACAAGAACGAUGAGAACUGGUGCAAAGAAAGCUCUAUUCUGAAUUGGCUUUUGCAAUUGAACUUUUUUAGAAGAGAGUAUGCAACUGCCAUUGCAUUCAUUGCCAUCUCUAGACUCUUAGGAAAGUUUGAGACAAAUACUGAAUGAGGGAGUUAAGGGAAUCUCUAAUUUCACUAGAAUCCCGGUCUUCUGAAAAUUGGGUUGUGCGAAUUCUACCGCCACCCAAACUUUGUACCCAUGAGGAGUUAGUAAGCAUGGGCAAUGAAUGGAAGAGCAGUAUUUGGUGUAUCUAGUCAUUAAUUUACACAUUUCUGAUACUAGAAAUUUUGCUUUUGACAUUUUUUGUUAUUGGAUUUAGUGGGAGUUCUAUCAUGAAGACUUUUGUGAUGUCCCCAAG